AUGAUGUUUGACAACCACGCCCUCCUUCGACGGCCCUACCGCAAGCCGCCUCCGGGUAGUGUCGAGGCUAACAGGGCUACAGUUACAGACUGGGAACCCUUGGAGCCGAGCGCCAGAUGGAGGAGGAUCCAAGGGAGUGCCAGGGUCUCGGAAGCUGAGCGGAAGAGUUGGGUCCGGAUCAUUCAAAGCAGCCGUGAGGGACUGAGCUCGGAGACCAGCCCAACUUCAUUGGGAUAUCAAGCACAUGACGACAUUGAUAAAAAGGCGCAGAAAUAUAUAGUCGGCACCGGUAGGCAAAAACGACGGUGCAUCGAAUGCCAGCGCCAAAGCGGCUUGUUGGCCCGGGACCAGCUUCGUCCCUCCGGCUUUCCUCCAGUGCAUCCCCGUGAGUUCACGGCUGUUAAAUGGCCGGAGCUCCACGCCUUUGCUGAGCCGGACCUAUUUAAUUUCAAGGGGUUAUAUUACCCAGAAAAGCCUGAAGACCCUCUUCUUUGCCACGAUUGUCGCUUCGAGAGCUGUCAAGGCCGUAGUUUGCUCACCCAAAAGUUCUCGACGAAGGUUCUCGAUAGACUUCAGGACAUCCGCAGACGCCUUGAAUCAAUGAUCCGGACUGGAUGGAACAUCCAGUACCCUGUGAUGAGAAUCUGGGUUGAGGACUACCCCUUAGCAGACGCCAUGUACCAUUGGGUGUGCAACCAGAUUGCAUGGAUUGAGAACAAUCCAAAUGCCGCACUUAACAGUGUGCUAAACGAUAAACGGUAUGAGUUCUAA
This is a messenger RNA of Chaetomium globosum CBS 148.51, 771 nucleotides long. RefSeq lists its product as uncharacterized. The transcript is spliced from 3 exons. Lineage: Eukaryota; Fungi; Ascomycota; Sordariomycetes; Sordariales; Chaetomiaceae. The record is from RefSeq and is a predicted model, not a curated record. Bases 1 to 771 code for a protein of 256 amino acids.